AAAAGCUUUCCAGUGCUUCCAGUGAAUUGAGGGGACAUCGCAGUUCGCGUUUGUGUUUUGUCGUGAAAAAUUAAAGUUUUUGUCAUGGAUGAACCAGUUGAUGAGGAAUUUUCUCUCGAGGCCAUGCAGCGACUAAUAGAUGAGGCCCAAGAGACUAUAAGAUCUGUGAGACUCAGCCUGCGAUUGCGAGAUCCAUCCAUUGAUCUACCUGAAUUUCCAAACGAAGAGACUGCUGAUAACUCUGAGGCCAGAGAGGAGGAACCUGAUAGCACUGAUAGUAAUAGAAGUAACGAUGUUAGUGCUGAAAAUUUUCACAUUGAACCUGAUCCUGAGCCGCGACUUCCUGCCUCAAAUGAAAGUGCUGCAAAUUGUGAGGUUAGGGAAGCUCAUUGUGAUACUGGGAGACAGGAGGAAGCCAGAGAGAGUAACUCAUCCAGAAACAGUGAACAGGAUCCUACACCUCCAGAGCCAUUUGAACUCCCAGAAGCUGCUGAAGCAGCGGGAUGCAAUUCAUUCGCAGAUGACGAAGUGAUACUGGUGAGCGAGACGAGGAAUCCCAACCCCGUAGUGAUAGAUCUCUGCUCCCCGGACGUCUGCGGUUCCUUUGCGGCAUCCGAAGCCCCACAAACUGGAAGAAGGCGACGUCGACGCCUGGAAGAAGUAGGCUUAGAAAUAGUUGAUCAAAGACCUCCUCCGGAAAAAAUUGCUCCAGUGGAAAAUGAUCCAUUCCGAUGCACAAUCUGCAUGGAGAACAUGAAGAGUCGCAGGCCUCACUCCACCAUUUGCGGGCACAUGUUCUGCCAGCACUGCAUUGCGUCCGCGAUCAGAUUCUCCAAGAGAUGUCCCAUCUGCAGGAAGGGCUUGACGCCCAAAUCGAUCCAUCCAAUUUACUUCUAGCAACCAAAAGACCUCGAAAAUUAACUUUUAAUACUGAAAGAAAUCUCAAAACUGAAUUAAAUUACAUUUCCAUUUA
Phlebotomus papatasi is the source of this 973-nucleotide messenger RNA. RefSeq names its product E3 ubiquitin-protein ligase RNF4-like. Gene Ontology annotation, biological process: positive regulation of transcription by RNA polymerase II. The record is from RefSeq and is a predicted model, not a curated record. Bases 85 to 897 code for a protein of 270 amino acids. The transcript is spliced from 2 exons. Gene Ontology annotation, molecular function: transcription factor binding. NCBI's taxonomy places the organism in Eukaryota, Metazoa, Arthropoda, Insecta, Diptera, Psychodidae.